GGAGUGAACAAGGAAAGAAAAAUCGAGAAAAGCAGAAAGUGUUGCAUACAUCUGGAAGCAAGAGCCAUGCUCGUGUUACAGCCGAAAUGCACAAGGAGAAUGGAUAUGCUCCUCGCAGAGAUGAAGUGUUUAUCAGAACACACCAAAGCAAGAAAAAACCUCAAACUCAAGAAAUAAUCGGCGUAAUUAACAAAAUAGAGGAGGCAAUUAAUGAUCAUCCAGAACUUUUGGAGAAAACCAUUCAACAAGGUGAUGUCUUGGCACAUGUCCUUGGGAAAGAGAAGAAUGGCUAUGUCCGGUGUGUUGGCCUAGGACCAAGUGCUGGUACUAUAGGCAUGCUUGGAGCUCAAAGGCUGAAAUCUACAAAGCUGCAGAUGGCUGAGCUAGAGGCUGAGAAAGCUUGGAGGGCGAAUGACCUUCUAAAAGAGCAAGUAGAUGAAAUUACAAAUAAUGCAAAAUCCCAAAAAUCCCAGAUUGAUGCGCUAAUCGAAGAAGUGAGCCAACUGAGGAUGAUGGUGUCACAGUCCAAUACUGGAAACAACAAUAGCAUGCUCAAUCUCGACCAUCUUGAUAGUGUAGGAGAAUCUGCUGCUUGGGAUGAAGACCAACAAUUUCAUGAGGAGGAGGAACGCUUAGAUCGAGAGAUCAGGGAAGCAACUGAGAACUUUGAAAGCAUGAAAGCAAGAGCAGCACUAUUGCGUAAUAAGAAGGAAUCAGCAGUGUUCCAAAACAGAGUAGCAGCCCAGCAUCAGAAGAGGGAAGCAGAAAUCCUUGAGGAAAGGAGGAAGCAAAUAGAGCUGCAGAAGAAGGAGAAGGAGGUUGAAGACCUACAAAUGAAGGAGGUUGAACAACUGCAAAACAAGAAGGAAGCCGAACUACUGCGUAAGAAGAAAGAAGUCGAAAAACUACAAAAGCAGAAUGGAGUCCAGGUGCAAAAGAAGCUGGGAGCAGCAAUUACACAAAAAAAUCAUCAGCAAGGAAAGGAGGUGAUGCUAUACAAUGUUUUUAGAGACCAUAGUAUCCCUGUUGCCAAAGCUACCAUAGUGUCAACUGAUCGGAAGAAGAUAGUGGGGGGGCGGGAGCUUGGUGCUGAAUGUUGUGAAGUUGUCGUUGACUAUAUAAUGAAGAAAGAUGCCAUAUUGCCUCGUCCUGUUGGGAAAGUUACUACCAUUGGACAUGCUCAAGGAAGAACAAUUGCAUGGCUGUAUAAGCAUAUGGAGGUGCAGAAAUCCAUGGCAAAGCAAGCCUCUCCUCCACAAGAAGAAUGACAGGGGAGCUGCAGCAAAAGGUCAAUAACCUGCCUUGAUGUGAUUUAGAGUGACUUGCUGGAUGCUUUCGUUCACUUCGAUGAAGAUUGCUAGUUUAAAAACGUGUGUAACCUCUUCAGAACUAUUGUCGAUGGUGGAUUGUUUUUCAAUUUAACUGAUCUUUGUAUGUCCUGGUCUCCUGGAUGGAUAUGAACCAUGUACUAGAUAAUGAAUCAAGUCAAUGUAUUUUGAAGAA
Messenger RNA from Lolium perenne, 1503 nucleotides. The record is from RefSeq and is a predicted model, not a curated record. NCBI's taxonomy places the organism in Eukaryota, Viridiplantae, Streptophyta, Magnoliopsida, Poales, Poaceae.